UAACUGUAACAUGUCUCGUUUCUUUGUUACUGGGUACACGUCCGACUCUUCGUCCGAAGAAGAAGAUUUAUUGAGUACAUCCGAGGAGGAAUUACUUUCAUCCUCCGAAGAAGAAGAAUCCACCGAUUCCGAAUUUGACAAUGACGAAUCUAGCGAAGAAGAAUCAAGUGAUGAUGAAGAAGGCAGACCAUCCGGCCCUGCCUAUUUCUUGAAGAAGUCGUUCUUGAAAGGAGCCGCCGGUGGUGAUGAGUCCGAUUCUGACGACGAAGGUAAGCGUGUGGUCAAAUCCGCCAAGGACAAGUUAUUGGAUGAAAUGAAGAAAUCAAUUGAAUCAAUAAACACCGACAAGAGAAGCAACAAUUGGCCUAGUGUCCUUGUGGAAUUUGACAAAUUGGGUAGAAGCUUGAUCAGAGCCAACCAACAAAACAUUGGUACUCCAAAUUUCUACAUCAAGUUGUUACUGGGAUUGGAUGAUUAUAUUAAUGAAAUUAAUGAUAAUGAAAAGGAAACCAAGACUUUGAACGCCGCCGAAGCAAGAGCAUUCAACACUACUAGACAAAGAGUCAAGAAGCAAGUUAAAGAGUUCCAAUAUCAUUAUGAUUUAUACAGAACCAACCCUGAUGUGUUUGAGCAAGAUGACGAACCUAUUAAGGAAGUUCAAAAGACUGUUAUUCAAGGUGCAACUGCUGCUACUGCAGCUGGUACCGCUGGUGGUGUCAAGGUCUUGUCUCCUGUAUUCGCCACCUUGAAGCAAAUCAGUGAAACCCGUGGUAAGAAGAAUGUCGACAAGUUUGAACAAAUUGAAACUUUGGAAAACUUGCUUGAAGAAUAUGCCAAUGGUACUCCAUUUGAAUUGAUUUCCAUCUACCAAAUGUUACUUUCUAUCAGAUUUGAUGCUGGUGCUUUACAGACUUACAUGUCUUUUGACUUGUGGCACAAGAACCAACAAGAUUUGUUGAAGUUGUUACAAUUGUUGGAAUCCAACAUUGCUACCUAUCAAGUAUCUGAAUCGGGUGAAUUAACCGAUGACAUUGACAUUGAACCUACUGAAAACGAAGCCGGUGUCAAGGUUAUCUUCGGUUCCAUCACUUCUCUCAUUGACAGAUUGGAUGAUGAAUUUAUAAAAUCAUUACAAAAUAUCGAUCCUCAUUCUAUUGAAUACGUGGAAAGAUUAAAGGAUGAAAUCACUAUUUACAACUUGAUUGUCAGAGGUCAAGCUUACAUUGAAUUAAUAACUGAAGACUUUAACUCAUCCGAACAAUUGGGUAGAAUUGUCUUGACCAGAUUAGAACACAUCUACUACAAGCCAAACCAAUUGAUUAAAUUGAAUGAAGAAGAAGUUUGGAAGAACAUUACCAGCGAUUCCAAGAUUGUCAGCAAGGAAUCCACUCCAACUGAAGUUAUCAACGGAUUAGCCAAGUACUUGAUCAAUCACACCAAUUCCAUGUACGGGGAUUAUGCCAAGUUGUUUAGCAUCUACCACUACGCUGUCAACAACCAAUACACUGAAGCUUAUGAAUUAUUCAUGAACUCCCAAUUCUACAACACCAUAAACAAUUCUGAAUCUACUUUACAAACCCAAUACAACCGUGCUUUGGUUCAAUUAGGGUUGUCUGCAUUCAGAUCCGGGCAAAUUGAAGAAUCACACAGAAUUCUUAAUGAAAUUGUCAAUUCGCAAAGAUCCAAGGAAUUAUUGGGACAAGGGUUCAUUUCCAAGUAUUCCAACCAAAUAACCAACCAAGAAAAGGCCAAGUUAUUGCCAUUCCACCAACACAUCAACUUGGAAUUGUUGGAAUGUGUGUACCUGACCUGUUCGUUAUUAAUUGAGAUUCCUCAAUUGGCGUUGUCUUCCAAGGACAACUCCAAGAGAAAGUCCAGUGUCAAGUCAUUCAAGAGCAAGUUGGAAUUUCACGAUCGUCAAUUCUUUACUGGUCCACCUGAAUCGAUCAAGGAUCACAUAAUCCACGCCUCUAUUGCUUUAACUAAAGGUGACUGGGCCAAGAGUUAUGAAUUAUUGUCGUCAAUCAAGAUCUGGAAAUUAUUCCCUGAUUUUGAUGAAUUGUUGAAGAUGUUGAAGGAUCAAUUACAAGUGGAAGGGUUGAGAACUUAUAUCUUCACCUACAAGACAAUCUACAAUAAGUUGUCAUUGGACAAGUUGAGUCAGAUCUUCCAGUUAUCUAAUGAAAGAAUCAAGGAAAUUUUGGAAAAGAUCAUUGAAUCCGAUGACGUCAGUGGAGAAUUCAACGAUGUCAAUGGUAAGGUUUUUAUCAACUUUGUUUCUUCCGAACCUAGAAGAUCCAAGUUGCAAGAAUUGGCAAUUGUCAUGAAUGAAAAGGUUGGGUUAUUGGCAGAAAAGAAUGACAAGACUGGUAGUAAUGGGUACGGUAAGAAGCAACCACAACAACAGCAGCAACAACAACAGCAGCAACAGCAACAACAACAAGCUCAACAGAGUCAACAACCACAACAGACUCCUCAACCUACUGAGGAACAACCCAAUAGAUUUAGAUAUGCUAAUGUCAAUUCAAAUAAUGACGAAUUUCAAGCAAGUGUUUAAAAAUAGCAUGUCGGCAUCUCAUAGUUUUUUUUAUAUAGUUUAAUAUAUUGAUAAAGUAAGU
This is a messenger RNA of Spathaspora passalidarum NRRL Y-27907, 2618 nucleotides long. It is a transcript of the gene NIP1, whose product is annotated as translation initiation factor eIF3 subunit c. The coding region runs from base 872 to 2557 and encodes 561 amino acids. The record is from RefSeq and is a predicted model, not a curated record. Gene Ontology annotation, cellular component: eukaryotic translation initiation factor 3 complex. The transcript has a single exon. Lineage: Eukaryota; Fungi; Ascomycota; Pichiomycetes; Serinales; Debaryomycetaceae. Gene Ontology annotation, biological process: translational initiation. Gene Ontology annotation, molecular function: RNA binding; translation initiation factor binding; translation initiation factor activity.